UUCCGCGCGCCGUUGUCUACGUCAGUGUCGGGCGCCUACCGCAGAGGUGCGGUUUGCUCUUAAAGUUCGGUCUCGUAUACCUUUUGCGAGCCAUGGAAAGUGACUUCUAUCUGCGUUACUACGUGGGUCACAAGGGCAAAUUCGGCCACGAAUUCCUGGAGUUUGAGUUUCGACCCGACGGGAAAUUGAGAUAUGCCAACAACAGCAAUUACAAAAAUGAUGUCAUGAUCAGAAAAGAGGCUUAUGUACAUAAAAGUGUGAUGGAGGAACUAAAGAGGAUAAUUGAUGACAGUGAAAUUACCAAAGAGGAUGAUGCUUUGUGGCCUCCUCCUGACCGAGUAGGUCGGCAGGAGCUUGAAAUUGUCAUUGGGGAUGAACACAUUUCUUUCACAACAUCAAAAAUUGGUUCACUGAUUGAUGUCAAUCAAUCUAAGGAUCCAGAAGGCUUACGAGUAUUUUAUUAUCUUGUCCAGGACCUGAAAUGUUUGGUCUUCAGUCUUAUUGGAUUACACUUCAAGAUUAAACCAAUCUAGAUUGAGUAUUGGUGUGGACACAAGGGGGAUAGGCAUGGCUGCUUUUAAUUACCAUUAUCAAGAAAUUUUUGUGUAUAUCAGGGCAAUUUUUUUUAUAAACUAUAAAUGAUCAUCUUUAAUAAAUACAUAACAAAAUGCAA
Phacochoerus africanus (Common warthog) is the source of this 673-nucleotide messenger RNA. It is a transcript of the gene MAGOH, whose product is annotated as mago homolog, exon junction complex subunit. The record is from RefSeq and is a predicted model, not a curated record. Lineage: Eukaryota; Metazoa; Chordata; Mammalia; Artiodactyla; Suidae. The transcript has 5 exons. Gene Ontology annotation, cellular component: catalytic step 2 spliceosome; nucleus; exon-exon junction complex. The coding region runs from base 93 to 533 and encodes 146 amino acids. Gene Ontology annotation, biological process: RNA splicing.